Stegodyphus dumicola is the source of this 3131-nucleotide messenger RNA. RefSeq lists its product as uncharacterized. The record is from RefSeq and is a predicted model, not a curated record. Gene Ontology annotation, biological process: regulation of DNA-templated transcription. NCBI's taxonomy places the organism in Eukaryota, Metazoa, Arthropoda, Arachnida, Araneae, Eresidae. Gene Ontology annotation, molecular function: DNA-binding transcription factor activity, RNA polymerase II-specific; RNA polymerase II cis-regulatory region sequence-specific DNA binding.
ACAAUUUGUGAAUGUUAAUUUUUAUUUGUUGUAGAUUGUUAUUAUCUUAUUCAACUGUAUGCGGUUUCGCAUAGCUGUGUUCGAUAUUUAUAUAAUUCAAAUGACGGUAGAAAACAUUCGAUUUUCAUGCAAGAUUUGAGUUUUUUUUCAGAUGUCUUCAUAUUAAUUUUAUUUAAUUCGUUUCUAACUCUUUUGAUGCAUCGUUUCAGAGUACUAAAUAUAAGCAUUUUUAAUGCAUUUAACUUUACUGAGAGUAGUUUCUCCCUUGUUACAAAAGUGGCUUUCCUGUGUUUUUGGAAUUAAAUAUAUUUUUCAAGAUUUUGUUCGAAACGCAUGAUCAAAUUUGUUUGGAAGGAAUAUGACAGUGACAAACGCUACUUCGCUGCUGCUUUUAUUCCAGUCAAAAAUAGAAGAAGCAGUUAAUCUUGUACCCAAAAUGUGUCCAGAAGAGAAACUAAAAGCAGUUCAAUUUUGGAAUAUAGUAUCAGAGAAACUUCAAGAUAUCGUAAAUAAUAGUGCUGCUGAUAUCAAUGCUGUUGCUCUUAAAAUGGGUGUGGAGGAUUCUGAGAAGAUUAAUUUAGAAAUUGAAAAUUCUGCUUCUUCAAAUAUUUCUCCUGAUUUCAUGCAUUUGCCUUCAAAUUAUGCUAUAUGCAGUGAAACUGAUUCUCAGUAUAAUAAUACUAUUAUUAAUAAUACAGAAUUAAUAGCCAGUGGAUCUCAGUUCUCAACUAAUACAGAAGACAAUGCUGAUGUAACAACAGAACCUCAUGUCCAGUACUUACGUACAUCAGUUGAUUGUCAUGGUCAUAUAUCGAAACCAAAUAGCCAUGAUUUAUCUAAUCAGUUCUUGAAUAUUGAAAAUCUUCAUUCUGAUAACUGUAAUACAUUUAUUGUAAACUCAAGUUCUUCUGAAAUUUCUAAAGAUCUCGUAUCUGUUCCAAAUAUUAAAAAUAGUGAUUCUCAGUUAGACACGAGAGAUUCAUUGACUGUAGAUGAAAAAUGCUCCUUGUCUGGUCCUAAAAAAAAACCAAAAACCAGAUCUGGUGUGAAAAACAAUGAAAACUGUAGUAAGAAUUCUGUGAAGUCUCUGCGUGUAGGUAAAAAUAUCAGAGCUUCAAAGAAAAAAGGAAAUAAAUUUUCUUUGUUGAAACACUUAGUUUUACAAAAUAAGAAAUGUGAUGAAUCUAAAAACAAUUUAAAAUCUGAAAAUAAGGAACCUGUGAUUUCAAAUGUAAGUGAGAAUUUGAAAGAUAGCUGUAGUGGAGACAAAUCAGAUUUUGAUUCUCUGUCCGCUUUAGAUGAGUCAAAUGAAUCUGGUUCAACAGAACGCAUUGUGAGUUUUGUUGUCUCAAAUACAGAGGAAAUAUUAGCCAAAGGUGAAAUCCAGCCACAUCAACCAUGUGCAGAAAAUGCAGUCAUUAAUUCAGAAAAACCAUUCAUCUGCAAAGUGUGUGAUAAAGUGUUACCUGAUAGUUCAUCUCUUACUACUCAUUCUUGGGUUCAUACCAAACCAUAUUCUUGUACAGACUGCCAGGCUCAGUUUUCUACCAAGGGAAAUUUAAUUGUUCAUAUGAGAAAACAUACUGGAGAAAAACCCUAUUGUUGUUCAAAGUGUUCUUCAAGAUUUUCAACAAAAGGAAAUUUAAAAAGGCAUUUGAAAACACACAGUGGGGAAAAACCAUGGCAGUGUAAUCGAUGUGGUGGUCGUUUUACUGAAAAAAAAAGCUUAAAUGUACAUAUGAGGCGUCACACAGGGGAAAAACCUUAUCAAUGCAAAAUGUGUGGGAAAAAGUUUGCUCAAACUGGUGUCCUUCAAACACAUAUGGCUAUGCAUUUAGACCAAAAGGUACAUCUCUGUGAACGUUGUGGGAAAGCCUUUCGUCAGAAGUCUCAGUUGCGUUUACACAAACUUCGUCAUGAUAAUAUACGAAAAUACAAUUGUGUUAAUUGUCCUGCUAAUUUCUUAACAAAAGGUGAUUUAGAAAGACAUGCUCGAACACACACUGGUGAAAGGCCUUUUGUAUGUGAUGUUUGUUCUAGAACAUUCACUAGACAGCAAUCUUUGAAUGAACAUAUGAAUAGGCAUUAUGGACUUAAACCAUAUGAGUGUAAAUAUUGUGGCAAAACUUUUGCUGAAAUGUCAGCAUGUUAUAAGCAUAUCAAGUCUCAUGAGAAAACUGGUGAUAUUUCAAAAGCAGAUCCAAUAACUCAGGAACCAAAGUCUCAUAGUGUACAAUUGUGUCCUACUGAAAAUUCCGAUGGAAAGCUACAGAAUGCUGACAGUAAUUCAAAGAUUCUUACAACCAUUUUAAAUACUAAUAAUGCAGGUUGUGAACUGGGUAAUGAAAGAAGCCAUUCAGUUGCUGUCUUUUGUUGCUUGCAGUGAGGAAAAUGGUAUAGUAGCAAACAGAAUAGGUGAUUUAACUGCAAUAAAUUUAUUAGCAAAUGCUUCUCUUGUUCAACAAACAUUUUAAAUUAAAAGGUUGCUGUUAUCUUAAAUAAAUUAUGAAUUUCUUGGAAAGGAGGACAAAAGAAAAUUAUAUAUUUCCGUUUUAUGAAAUCCAGUUCUUUUAUUCUUAAUUAAAUAUGAAAAUGUACUCAAGUAUUCUUUAUGUAUUUCUCAUUUUUUAAUGAAUUUUGUUACUAAUAAAAGCUGAAUGCAUCUAUUUAAAUUUUAAAAUGGACUAAUUAUGGUUUAAAAUGGAUUUUAUUUAUCUACUGAUUGUCAAAAAUGAAACAUUUUAAAGUAACAAGGCAGGUACUUGAAAGCAGAGUACUGUCAACUCCUGAUUUAUUGAGGUAAUAUAUGUGGGAGGAAUAGAAUAGGUGAUUUGACUACAAUAAAUUUAUUAGCAAAUGCUUCUAUUGUUCAACAAACAAUUUAAAUUAAAAGGUUGCUGACAUAUUUUAACAAAGGUUGCAUGGUUAACUCAAAAUCAUGAUUAGUCCAAAGCCAAUUUUUAAAAAAGUCGAGAUAAAUAACUUAUAUGAUAAGAAAAAUGCUAUAAGAUAAUUUACCUGUACAGUACUUUCAGGAACUUCAGGGUUUAAUAAAGUUUCAAAUCAAUUUUAUCAACAAACAAAAUUACAGUACAGUAAAAUAUGCAAAAAAAAAAAAAAAAAAAAAAAAA